GUUUAACCGAUUAUUGCAACACGUUUAAAACUUUUCAAGAAAAACAAUUAAUUUAAGUAGUUUUUAAAGCUUUUAAGUAAAUAAAUACAGUUAAGUAGGUGAUAUAAGGACCCAACAAACAUGUAUGACAACGACGAUGCAUAUAACGAUGAAGAUGAUCAAGAGAUUUCUGACGAAUUAUGGCAAGAAGCUUGCUGGAUCGUCAUUAACGCUUAUUUUGAUGACAAAGGUCUUGUCAGACAGCAAUUGGACAGUUUUGAUGAAUUUAUUCAGAUGUCUGUGCAGAGUAUAGUCGCAGAAUCUCCAGCUAUUGAAUUACAGGCAGAAGCUCAGCAUAUAUCCGGAGAAAUUGAGAAUCCACCAAGAUAUGUCCUUAAAUUCGAACAAAUUUACCUGUCCAAACCGACACAUUGGGAGAAAGAUGGUGCACCAAGUCCUAUGAUGCCAAAUCAAGCUCGUCUGAGAAAUUUAACUUAUUCAGCACCACUUUAUGUUGAUAUCACUAAAACAAAGCAUGUAGAAACAGGAAAACCAGUUGAAACACAACAUCAAAAGACAUUUAUUGGAAAGAUCCCAAUUAUGUUGCGUUCAGCUUAUUGUCUCCUUAAUAACUUGUCUGAUCGUGAUUUGACAGAAUUAAACGAAUGUCCUCUAGAUCCUGGCGGUUAUUUCAUUAUUAACGGAUCAGAAAAAGUCUUAAUUGCACAAGAGAAAAUGGCAACAAAUACAGUCUACGUAUUCAGCAUGAAAGAUGGAAAGUAUGCAUAUAAAGCAGAAAUUAGAUCAUGCUUAGAGCACAGUUCACGUCCAACAUCAACAUUAUGGGUAAAUAUGUUUGCUCGAGGUGGAAGUAAUGCUAAAAGAUCAGCUAUUGGACAGAGAAUUAUUGCAAUUUUGCCAUACAUUAAACAAGAAAUUCCAAUUAUGAUUGUUUUCCGUGCACUUGGUUUCGUCGCAGACAGAGAUAUUUUAGAACAUAUUAUUUACGAUUUUGAUGAUCCAGAAAUGAUGGAAAUGGUUAAGCCUUCCUUAGAUGAAGCUUUCGUAGUUCAGGAACAGAAUGUUGCCCUUAAUUUCAUCGGUUCUCGUGGUGCUCGUCCUGGUGUAACAAAAGAAAAACGUAUAAAGUAUGCAAAAGAAAUUCUACAGAGAGAAAUGUUGCCUCAUGUUGGUAUAUCCGAUUUUUGUGAGACUAAGAAAGCUUAUUUUCUCGGAUAUAUGGUCCAUCGAUUGUUAUUGGCAUCUCUUGGACGUCGUGAACUUGACGAUCGUGAUCAUUAUGGAAAUAAACGUUUGGAUUUAGCUGGCCCGCUUUUGGCAUUCUUAUUUAGAGGAUUAUUCAAGAAUUUAAUGAAGGAAGUUCGAAUGUAUGCUCAAAAGUUCAUUGAUCGUGGAAAGGACUUUAAUCUUGAAUUAGCUAUAAAGACAAAAAUCAUUACAGAUGGUUUAAGAUACAGUUUAGCUACAGGAAAUUGGGGAGAUCAAAAGAAAGCUCAUCAGGCUCGUGCUGGUGUAUCUCAGGUCUUAAAUCGGUUGACUUUUGCCUCAACUUUAUCUCAUUUACGUCGUGUAAAUUCUCCAAUUGGACGUGAUGGAAAAUUAGCUAAGCCACGUCAAUUACACAAUACUUUAUGGGGAAUGCUGUGUCCUGCUGAGACACCGGAAGGUGCUGCUGUUGGUUUGGUCAAGAAUCUAGCUUUGAUGGCUUAUAUUUCUGUUGGAUCACAACCUGUGCCUAUUUUAGAGUUCUUGGAAGAAUGGUCGAUGGAAAAUUUAGAGGAAAUUGCCCCAUCAGCCAUUGCUGACGCCACAAAAAUCUUUGUCAAUGGAUGUUGGGUUGGUAUUCAUCGUGAUCCAGAACAAUUGAUGUCAACUUUAAGAAAAUUACGUCGUCAGAUGGAUAUCAUUGUAUCAGAAGUAUCUAUGAUUCGUGACAUUCGAGAUCGUGAGAUUCGUAUCUAUACAGAUGCUGGACGUAUUUGUCGUCCACUACUUAUUGUUGAAAACGGAAGUCUUUUAUUGAAACGUAGUCACAUUGACAAUUUGAAGGAACGUUAUGAGACAAAUUAUGGAUGGCAAGUUUUAGUCGCUAGUGGUGUUGUUGAAUAUAUCGAUACAUUAGAAGAAGAAACAGUUAUGAUUGCAAUGACUGUAAGUGAUUUAAAGCAAGAAAAGGAACUUGCAUAUUGUACAACAUACACACAUUGUGAAAUUCAUCCAGCUAUGAUUCUUGGUGUUUGUGCAUCAAUUAUUCCAUUUCCUGAUCAUAAUCAAUCUCCUCGUAAUACCUAUCAAAGUGCUAUGGGUAAGCAAGCUAUGGGAGUUUACAUUACAAAUUUCCAUGUUAGAAUGGACACACUUGCUCACGUCCUUUAUUAUCCAAUGAAACCAUUAGUCACAACACGUUCUAUGGAAUAUCUUCGUUUCCGUGAGUUACCUGCUGGAAUUAACUCAAUUGUUGCUAUCUUGUGCUAUACUGGUUACAAUCAAGAAGAUUCUGUCAUUUUGAAUGCAUCAGCUGUUGAACGAGGAUUUUUCCGGUCAGUUUUCUAUCGUUCCUAUAAAGAUUCUGAAUGUAAGCGUAUUGGUGACCAGGAAGAGCAAUUUGAAAAGCCAAAUCGACAGACAUGUCAAGGGAUGAGAAAUGCAUUGUAUGAUAAAUUAGAUGAUGAUGGAAUUAUUGCACCUGGACUUCGUGUUUCUGGAGAUGAUGUUGUUAUUGGAAAGACUAUUACUUUACCAGAAAAUGAUGAUGACUUGGAAGGAACGACUGCUCGAUUCACAAAAAGAGAUGCAUCAACAUUUUUACGUAAUUCAGAAACUGGAAUUGUCGAUCAAGUUAUGUUGACAUUAAAUAGUGAAGGAUACAAGUUUUGUAAGAUUCGUGUACGGUCAGUGAGAAUUCCACAAAUUGGUGACAAAUUUGCAUCUCGUCACGGACAGAAAGGUACUUGCGGUAUUCAAUACAGACAGGAGGAUAUGCCAUUUACAUGUGAAGGACUUACACCUGAUAUUAUUAUUAAUCCUCACGCUAUUCCAUCUCGUAUGACAAUUGGGCAUUUGAUUGAGUGUAUUCAAGGAAAAUUGGGUUCCAAUAAGGGAGAAAUUGGUGAUGCCACACCAUUUAAUGAUGCUGUCAAUGUCCAGAAAAUUUCGACAUUCUUACAAGAAUACGGUUACCAUUUGAGAGGAAAUGAGGUCAUGUAUAAUGGACAUACUGGACGAAAAAUCAAUGCUCAAGUCUUCUUAGGUCCAACAUACUAUCAACGUCUCAAGCAUAUGGUAGACGACAAGAUUCACUCGAGAGCUCGCGGUCCAGUUCAGAUUCUCGUCAGACAACCUAUGGAAGGUCGUGCUCGUGAUGGUGGUUUGCGUUUCGGUGAGAUGGAACGUGAUUGUCAAAUUUCUCAUGGUGCAGCACAAUUCUUACGAGAACGUUUAUUCGAAGUCUCAGAUCCUUAUCGUAUACAUGUUUGUAACUUUUGUGGUUUGAUAGCUAUUGCAAAUCUCCGUAAUAAUACAUUCGAGUGCAAAGGAUGCAAGAAUAAGACACAGAUUUCACAAGUUAAGCUCCCAUAUGCUGCAAAAUUAUUGUUCCAAGAACUGAUGGCAAUGAACAUUGCACCAAGAUUGAUGAUUGUUCCACCUUUCUCAAUUCAAUCACUUCAAAAGAAUACCCUCGUUUUGGAACCUAAAUUUGCUAAAAAGUUCAUUAUCGAUCGACACAAUUUCUCAAAACCAGCCACAUCAUUUCGAAUGUAUUACGAUCGAGGGGACUUGCCCAUAAAAAUGGAAUAUCUGAUUGGUGGUGAGAAAAUAUCAUGGACUGUCGAUAUAGAUAAGCUCGACUACACAUUAUACCUGCCAUUGUUCUUUGAUGGACUAUCGGAAACACAACAUCCCUAUAAAACGUUCGCGCGUCAAGGUGUACAGGAUCUUUUGUCUAAUGGAGGCGAUAAAAUCUUCCCGAUUAUACCGCAAUUAAUAAUUCCAAUUAAAAAUGCACUAAAUACGAAGAACAUUGAAGUCAUGUGCACAAUUAUGAAAGUAAUUCAACAGUUGGUCACUGCGUCAGAUCUUGUCGGUCCAGCAAUGGUUCCAUUCUAUCGACAGCUGUUGCCUGUAUUUAAUGCAUAUAAAACGAGAAACAUUAAUCUUGGCGAUUGUAUCGACUACGCACAAAAGAAUAAUUUAAAUUUGGGAGAUUUAAUCGACGAAACCCUUCAAGUACUCGAAAAAUACGGUGGCGAAGAUGCAUUCAUUAACAUUAAAUAUCUUGUACCGACUUAUGAAUCAACAUUCAUUAAUUAAUUAGAUUCAAUUUAUACUGUUUACGUUUCGGCUUAUAUCCUUACUUUAUAUCGUAUUGUGUUCUACUUUAUAAUGGCACAUUGUAUGCUCUCUCCUUGUUAGCGUGUUUUUUGUCGAAGCUGAGCUGUGUUUCGUAUAGGUAUGGGAUUGCUGGGUAUUGAUCUGACCAGAUCUGACAAUUCUAGGGUAAGUACUAAAGAAGACGGAUCGAUUCCUAUGUUAAGGAUACACCAUAUAAAGACUUUUUCAAGGAUACCGAUCUUGAGCAUCUUAUGCAAAG
Molecule: messenger RNA, 4591 nt
Organism: Chironomus riparius
Lineage: Eukaryota; Metazoa; Arthropoda; Insecta; Diptera; Chironomidae
Source: the annotation of a GenBank genome assembly